AUGGACACCGUGGUGAUGGAUCACGAUCAAACCAUUAGCCCAAACGAGGCUCAGCUUCCUCACAACAACAACAUUCCAGACGACAACAUGGGUGGUCUGGAGGAUUCACCUCAAAUAACACCCGACCAAAACGGCUUCCCAGAUCGCCAUUACCAACAGCAAUUCGAUCAGAACCUCAACAGCUCACCACGGUCAUAUUCCCAACACGACAACUUUGACUCAGACCGAUAUGCCACACCACCAGCACCCCAGCCUUCAACAUCACGACCGCCCUCGGGGCUCGGAGGCCAGAACCCAUCCCAGUCCGCCGAAAACGGCUCCCGGACAACCGCCGGCGGGAGUUCCAGCGAGCAAGCCAACGGGCGCAAUCAUGUGGUGAUCAAGGUUGGCAUGGUCGGUGAUGCGCAGAUUGGCAAGACAAGCUUGAUGGUCAAAUAUGUUGAAGGCAGUUGGGACGAGGACUACAUCCAGACUCUGGGCGUUAACUUCAUGGAAAAGACCAUUAGCAUCCGCAACACCGAGAUCACCUUCAGCAUUUGGGAUCUUGGCGGUCAACGCGAGUUCGUCAAUAUGCUGCCGCUCGUGUGCAACGAUGCUGUAGCCAUCCUCUUCAUGUUCGACUUGACCCGCAAGAGCACGUUGAACAGCAUCAAGGAAUGGUACCGUCAGGGGCGAGGAUUCAACAAGACGGCCAUUCCCGUCCUUGUAGGCACAAAGUACGAUCACUUUGUGAACCUUUCGCGGGAGGAGCAGGAGGAAAUCUCCAACCAGGUACCAUCACUUGCUCGGCGAUUCGCCAAGGCGAUGCGUGCGGCACUGAUCUUUAGCAGCACCAGUCACAGCAUCAAUGUUCAAAAGAUCUUCAAGAUCGUACUAUCCAAAGCCUUCGACCUAAAAUGCACAAUUCCCGAAAUUAGCAACGUUGGCGAGCCACUUCUCCUGUACCAGUCUGUAUAG
Molecule: messenger RNA, 957 nt
Organism: Neurospora hispaniola
Lineage: Eukaryota; Fungi; Ascomycota; Sordariomycetes; Sordariales; Sordariaceae
Product: P-loop containing nucleoside triphosphate hydrolase protein
Exons: 3
Coding region: 1-957 (318 amino acids)
Biological process (GO): positive regulation of mitotic division septum assembly
Cellular component (GO): spindle pole body
Molecular function (GO): GTPase activity; GTP binding
Source: RefSeq, a predicted model, not a curated record